UAUUCUUUUCUUAACUUUUCAUAAUUACGCGCUCGCCACUGUUAUGAGGACGACCACAAUAAAUUUAAAAAAAAAUUGCUAGCCUGCCGCUUGGGAGGCUCAGCGGUCUCAGCUUGGCCUCAGCCACUUUCCGUACUGCAGCCGUCAACACUGUGGACCCCUGUCCCGUGCAGGAACUUCAGCUUCAAGUGUUGGGUUACCCAAUGUUCUCACUGAUGACUUGGCCAAAAAAGAACGCCUCCAACAGAGGCAUUACGCGCUUUUCAGUGAGCUCCAGCAAAUGGCCAAAGAUGUGCCCCUAAGCUGUCAGCAGCGGCUUCCUUAUGAACUUCUGUCAAGCCUUGCCAACUCUCUGCUGGAUGGCACUGUCAUCGACAUUGUACGUGGCCUUAAGGACAUCCAAAUGAUGGAAGAGCAGAGCUUGAUGGAGACGCGCAGGACUGUCCUGAAGUCACAAGCGGAGACCAAAGCAGAGUUGGUUAGGCGCCAGAGAGAACAAAAAGAAGCACUCCUCCUGGCUGGAGGGCAGAGCCCUGAUUUCAUUGACAUGGCGCAGGAGAAAGAAACCAAGGCGCUGGACCAGAUGCACAAGGAAGAGCUCACUCGUGUCGAUAUGAAGAUCAUCACUCAGCUGGACCAACUUGUGAGUGAACAGCAAGUUGUCUUGGAAAAAGCUGGUGUUCCAGGCUUCUUUGUCACCAACAGCCCCAUGGAGAUAUCUAUCCAGAUGCAACUGCUGAUGUUUAUCACAAGGACAUGGUUCGACUGGAAGUGCAACGUGCGAUCCAAGGCGCGCUCGGCGUCGGGCAAGAAGGCGCUGUCGCCCCUCGAGGAACGCCUGAUCGCCAUCACCGGCCUCCUCGACUCCGACGACGCACCCUUGGCGCGCAAGGACGUGUUGCCAUGUGCAGAAGUGGUCUACGAAGUGGAUGAUUCUUCUUUUGCUGCGUACGUUGACGGUGCGGCGAGCCGGACGGAAGCCAGUGACAGCGCCGAGCCUGUUUCGGACCUUGUGCAGAGCGGUUACGGCGAAAGCCAUGGCGAAUACAUCGUGCCCACUUCGGAGACGUCGGCCUCCGGCAGCGGGACGGUGGUGCAGGCACGGCCCGCCGGCACGGCCUCCGGUGGAGGCCCGCCGCUCGUGCUGAGCGACGUCCGCUCUCUGGCGAGCGGGCCGCACACCGCGGUCAGCGUGAAGCAGGAGAUGGUCGACGCCGACGACGUCGACGAGGAAGACGACUCGGACUCGGACAGCGAGGUCGACGACAACGAGUCGCAGCAAGCACCCGCCGCGGAAGACCGCUCCCCGCGGUUCUGCUGGACGCAGCGGGAGGACAGACCGCCGGGCCGGUCAUCGGAUGUCGCCGGUCACUCGACGCCCCCCGGAAAGUCCGGCCGCAAGAGGCCCUCCGCGGAAGACCUCAAGGCGAGGUUCGAGUUCCAGAUCUUCUCCGCCACCAAGAGGAAGCUGGAGGCCGACGAGCGCAGGGCGGACGCCGAGGCCCAGUUUUACCGGCAGGAGGUAAAGAGGUCAAUGACCUUGGCCAGCCUGCACGUAGAGGAGCGGCGCAAGAUCGCCGCCGUCGCCGACUUCCAUGCGGAGGAGCGUCGCAAGGCGGCCGCCAAAGUGGAGAUGCUCCUGGAGCACAAGAAGUUCUACAUCGAGCAGCAGAAGACGGAGGUCCUCAAGAGGCGGCUGCUACAGCUCGAGAUCAAGAGGCUCAAGCGCGAUCUCGGGGACACUGGAGGUGCUAAGUGACUGUGUGUGCUGUCGAACGUAGGAGGACACGUUUUCCUUUUGCUCGUAUCUGAGCACAGACAGCGCGCGUCGGUGACUGAGAAAGUGCGAGCGCGCCCUUCCACGCUGCACCACAAGGCUGGACUGCCAACGCUGGCGGGGGGGCGUUGUGCACGUUCCUUGUGUGCAUUUUUGACAACGAGAUUGUUGUGGCUGCUUU
This is a messenger RNA of Dermacentor albipictus, 1958 nucleotides long. It is a transcript of the gene gdl, whose product is annotated as gonadal protein gdl. NCBI's taxonomy places the organism in Eukaryota, Metazoa, Arthropoda, Arachnida, Ixodida, Ixodidae. The record is from RefSeq and is a predicted model, not a curated record.